UACACAACUGGUAUCAUACACAACUGGUAUCAUACACAGCUGGUAUUAUACACAACUGGUAUUUUACACAACUGGUAUCAUACACAACUGGUAUCAUACACAACUGGUAUCAUACACAACUGGUAUCAUACACAACUGGUAUCAUACACAGCUGGUAUUAUACACAACUGGUAUCAUACACAACUGGUAUCAUACACAACUGGUAUUAUACACAACUGGUAUUAUACACAACUGGUAUCAUACACAACUGGUAUCAUACACAACUGGUAUCAUACACAACUGGUAUCAUACACAACUGGUAUGAUACACAACUGGUAUCAUACACAACUGGUAUUAUACACAACUGGUAUCAUACACAACUGGUAUUAUACACAACUGGUAUCAUACACAACUGGUAUCAUACACAACCGGUAUCAUACACAACUGGUAUCAUACACAACUGGUAUCAUACACAACUGGUAUUAUACACAACUGGUAUCAUACACAACUGGUAUCAUACACAACUGGUAUCAUACACAACUGGUAUUAUACACAAAAGCUAAAAAUUGA
This is a messenger RNA of Lottia gigantea (owl limpet), 549 nucleotides long. RefSeq lists its product as hypothetical. The record is from RefSeq and is a predicted model, not a curated record. The transcript has a single exon. NCBI's taxonomy places the organism in Eukaryota, Metazoa, Mollusca, Gastropoda, Lottiidae. The annotation marks the transcript as partial.